Messenger RNA from Myxocyprinus asiaticus (Chinese sucker), 8072 nucleotides. RefSeq names its product prominin 2 (gene prom2). The record is from RefSeq and is a predicted model, not a curated record. Gene Ontology annotation, molecular function: cholesterol binding. The transcript has 24 exons. The coding region runs from base 203 to 2725 and encodes 840 amino acids. Gene Ontology annotation, cellular component: cell surface; apical plasma membrane; microvillus. Lineage: Eukaryota; Metazoa; Chordata; Actinopteri; Cypriniformes; Catostomidae.
GCAGCUUCAAAGUUGACCUCAGGUUUCUCUGUGAGAGAAAGAUCAGAUCAGAUCAGUCACUGGAUCUCACCACGUUCGAACUGGGUUGAAGAAGAACAAAUUCAACAAUAGCUGGAGGACUAAAUUGACAACAGGUGAAUUUUGAGAGCCACGGGAACAGAGACAUGAGCCGGAAGCCCAUUAUAAUUGACUACUAAUCAAGAUGGAGUCCAGAAUGAAUGGCUUGGAGUUUGGGGCUUUCAUUUGCAGAUGCUUUUUGCUGCUGCUUCCUUUGCCAUGUGGGAGUGUGCAGCCUUCAUGUUCAGUAGAAACAAUGAGACCAGAGCUACAAAGUGCAAAUAUAACAGCUUCUCAACUGACCUUCAAUAGUGCCUUUAUGUCUCCAAUUGUAAAUUCUUUCCUGGGCUCUGUCCAGCCCAAUCCUUUCCCUAAAGAUUUGGUGGUUAGAAUGAUAGAAGACUUAAGUGUAAUCACACAAGGAGACACAGUUAAAGAGAUUUUGCAGUAUGAGUUAGGUUUUCUGGUCUGCGUGGCCAUUGGUAUCCUCUUCAUCAUUUUCAUGCCUCUAAUUGGCCUAAUCUUUGCUUGCUGUCGUUGCUGUGGCAACUGCGGGGGUCGCAUGUACCAGGAACAGACAGCGAACAUCCAUUGCAAGCGGAAGAGCUUUUAUUGGUCCACAUUUGUCAUCACUGCACUAAUUCUGGCUGGGAACGUUUGCAUGUUCCUCAGCAGUACAUACACUUCAGAGACUGUGAUGCACAGCUCCAGUGAACUCACCAACAUUUUGGAACAUUUCAGAGUCUAUCUUGCCUCUGUUCCAGUGCAAAUCCAACAAGUGGUGGAUGAGAGCUCAGUGACCGUGGAUAAGGUUAAAUAUAACUUAAAUGAAACAGGGCCCUUGAUUGGCAAAUUGAUCCAGAAUGGUCUUAAAGAUCCCCUCAGUCCAGCACUAAACUCCAUUAUGGAAAUAGCUCAAGUGAUAAACAGCACCAGUGUUGGACUGCUGCAGGUUAAUAAGACCUUGGAGCAGUUGAAACCAAAGGUGGAUGAGCUACAUGCUAAUUUAUUUGCAGUGUCGCAGCGCAUUAAUACCACUCUACACAAGUCAGAAUGUGUAAACUGCACUUCCCUUAAGCCACAACUGGACAAACUAUCUGUGGAUGCAAAUCUUGAUUUUCCUGAUCAGAAUGGCCUGAGGUCUGCUGUAAACAAGGCAGAGAAUGUGGACAUCAUUGGACAGGCAAAUAAGGGGAGAGACUUUUUUGACAGCAUUCCACAGAAGGUGAGAAAUGAGACCAGGCAAAGUGUGCUCGUGGCUCUAUGGGAGCUUGAAAAAUUAAAAAUCCAGAUCUCAGGCGUGUCUAAAGAUCUUCCUCUUGGUGCCCUGAAGAAUAUCUCAAGCCCAUUAACUGACAUGCAGAGAUCUAUUUCAAAUUAUUCUCCACUGUUUGAGAAGUCAAGGAAAAUCAGCUGGGCUGUUGGAUUGAUUCUGAGCUGUCUGAUCUUGUUGGUGGUGGUAUGUAAUUUGCUGGGUCUGCUGCUGGGUCCAGUUGGACUACAGCCCAAAGAUAAACCCACCGAACGUUCCUGCACAUCCAACUGUGGAGGAAUAUUUUUCAUGAUAGGAGUAGGUUUCAGCUUCCUGGUCUCCUGGAUCUGCAUGAUAGUGGUGCUGAUACUUUUCAUUGUAGGAGGGAAUACUUACAGCCUUGUCUGUAAACCAUGGGAGAACAAUGAACUCAUCAAGGUUGUUGAUACUCCAGGGCUGAUUCAAGGGUUUGACCUGGCUAGGACUCUGAAUUUAAAGACAAACCUGACAAUUGCCAAUGUGUACAGUGAUUGCCAAAUGAAUAAGCCUUUAUGGACCACACUUCAUCUGAAUGAGCUUAUCGACCUAAAUAUUAUUUUAAAUGUUUCACCGUACACAGGGCAGAUCUAUCGGACCUUUGAGCAGGCACAAAUCAACAUUGCAAAUAUCACAAUCCUCACUCCGGAGAUAAAGUACCAGCUACGAAACUUCUCUGGCAGUGCCAGUACUAUGAAAUGUGGCAGCAUUAUGCAGCAGAUCACUAAUGUUUCAGAGACUAAUUUGAGCUUGGCUGCAGAAAGUUUGGAUGUCUUGGCUUCCAAACAGAGCAACCAAAUUAUCAGAAAUGAACUGCAUGGUGAAGCUAAAGAUCUGCGAGCCCUCCAGACUGGGAUUACUUCUACCAUUUUGCCCUUGCUGCUGGAGCUGAACUCCACCAUUAAGAAUCUUAGUGGAAUAGCCUCACAAAUCAAUGCAACUGUGGAGAAUGUUCUCCUGAAAGUUGACUAUGCUCAGGACGUCCUGAACUACAACAUAUCACAAAUAGUGAAAAGUAUGAGCAGGACAUUCAUAGACUGUCAGUUGGACAUUUUUCUGGCAUACGUUCAAUGGGCAAAUCAAACGAUUACAGAGAGGGUGGGUCGCUGUGGGCCUGCAGUUGAAGCAAUAGAUAGAUCAGCAAAACUAGUCUGUGGUCAUUUUGUGGCGGCUUUGAAUUCUUUUUGGUUCAGUUUGGGCUGGUGUAUGCUAUUCCUCAUCCCCAGCAUAAUUUUCUCAGUUAAGCUGGCCAAAUACUACCGCAGGAUGAAGUAUGCAGAUGUUUAUGAGAACAACCACAUCAUGGUGAAUCCUUUUCCCAGGGCUCAACUCAAAUCUUCAUCAAUGAAAAAUGGGAAACAACCCAUAUUCAGUGCUUAAAGGUGCACUCAGCAAUUCCUGAGAAACACUGUUGAUAUUCGAACUCAACUGCCAAAACAACCCCCCCCCCGCAUGUUUGGGCCUUAAGGCGUGGAAGUGGAGGCCUCUUUCUCAUAGCUGAAGCAAAGUAAUAAUCUGAUACAUUAAUAAACGACAGACCAGCAAGCACAAAAACAGCAUACAUAACACAGCAACUAGCGAGAGUUGGUUGUUUAGUUUGAUUUUACCACAGUGACCGAAGAGGGUGCUACCAAAUAUGUGUUUUUAAAUCUUCGUGGCUAUAAAACCUUUUGCAAAUGUUGUGUGGACAAAUACCAUUAGACGAUUAGAAUGAACAACAACACAGCAAAUAAUGAAAAUAACGUUAGCUAUGUAGUGGGUUAGCAAACAUUUGCUACAGUAAGUUGCUGCUGCUGAGAUAACUUGCAGAGAAGAUAAAACGGUUUUAUGCACACCAGCUCCAGACACACAACUCUUCUGCUACUAAAUCUAACAUCACAACAACAGCAUAUAUGGGUUCUGUGAAACAUAGCAAAAUUUAUGUUACCCACCUAUCGAGAAGAAAAAGAGCAACUUCUGCAUCCGUCUUCAAGCCUUUUACCUCUCGAAGGUCUCUCCAUCGCUGAAAAGCCUCGCCGAUGUUGACGCAGCUCCUAGCCCUCGACUUAUCAUAAUCCUUUUUUUUAAUUUUUUUUUUUUAUAUGUUUUUCAUUUUAUCCCCUUUUUCUCCCAAUUUGGAAUACCCAAUUCCCACUACUUAGUAGGUCCUCAUAGUGGCGCGGUUACUCACCUCAAUCCAAGUGGCGGAGGACAAGUCUCAGUUGCCUCCGCUUCUGAGACAUUCAAUCCGCGCAUUUUAUCACGUGGCUCGCUGUGCAAGACCCUGCGGAGACUCACAGCAUGGGGGGCUCAUGCUACUCUCCGCGAUCCACGCACAAUUUACCACGCGCCCCAUUACUGACCUUUAAAUAAUUAAUAUUUAUAAAGACUGUAAAGUUUAACUUAUGCACACUGACCAAGUGAUCAAUGAACAUUUACUCAAAACACAUACACACCUACAUUUGAGAAUUUUAAAUUCUAGUUAUGUGUUUAGGUUUUUAUUAUAAGUAUUUUUCUGUACAGUACUGGCCUACAAAAGGCAAAACACAGUGGACAACUUGGACAACACUGAAGCUGAGAAAAUUGCUUCAAAGUUUAUGGUUUUAUUGUAGUUACUGCAAUUUUUAGACUUUAGGUGAGCCAAAUCCUGCAUUGUCUAAAUUUUGACAAAAUGUGUAGUUACUGCAUUUCACCUUUCCUCUGUACUGUAGACCAGGGUUUCUCAACCACUGGGUCACGACCCAAAAGUGGGUUGCUGAUCAUUGUCUGCUGGGUUGCGAGAUCUUUUCUGUCAUGAGUACAAAUUACCAAUGAGAAAGAUAGAACUGUACAUUUGCAACGUUUGGGGAAACAGUGACCUCUAUUGUCAAAUCAUGUUAAUAUCUCCAGGUUUGCGUAAAUGACUUUAAGUCAGAGGCUGCAUUUUUCUGAUGUUAAUUAUUAGCUGUCCAAUCACAUUAAUCCAUAAAUGCUAUGAAUCGUUCUUUUUUGGACAAGGUCUCUUUACGUAGCGUUGCAUGCGCUGGCAGCGCUACUCAACACGUGGCACGUGGGCAGGGGCGGAGCUAGGGGGUGACCAGGGGUGGCCGUGGCCACCAUGGACCGAAGCCUGACCACCCCAUUGGCUACCCCACUCGCAGUUGCCGUUUUGGUCAUUUUUGUCUUGGGCACAAUUUAGUUAAGUCUUUCUACACCAAAGAUCCAACGAUACAAAAAAUCCGCAUGCGGCCCUCGAGCCAUCUUUAGCGUCCCGCGUUAUGAUUUCAUCAUAAAAAAUAUAUUUAUCAAUAGCCUAUCAAAUGUGCAUGAAUUCAACUGAGGUGUUCCUUUAUUUACGGUAUCACAGCACAGUUAGAAGGGGAAAUAAUCUGCAAAAGGAUGUAACGAAUUAAAUAAACAAAGAAUAUCUGAGCACAGCUUAUGUUUAAUGAGAGUGGCGGGCGCGUUCAUAGAAACAGCAUGUGUGCACACGCGUGGCCUGUCAAUCAAGAAUGCUUGCUCAAUCUCACCUGAAAGUCACUCAUCAGCGCAAAUCUGUAAAACUCAUUUGAAUAGCUUAACAGAGAUAUUUGCUUGUCAUGAAAAGUCAUAACAGGAAAAAGAAUAGUUUAUCCUGCAAUAAAGGUGUUGAGACACCAUGCAAAUGCUAAUUAGUGAGCUGCGUUAUACCACCGCAAAACACUAAAGAGGGUGAACAAAUCUUUAUGGCUUCUCACUGGAGCAGUUUUGGACUAAAUAGUGGAUAAAUCUCUCUUGUUUUGGAACAUAGUAUCUCAGUUGAGUGUGAUGUUGAACGCUCAUGGAGUUUAUAAUGACAGUGUCUUUGACAGUGACAACAGAACUGAUCUUACCUGUUUUCUUUAUUGCAAUGAAUGUGGGAGAAAGUGGCUCUUUGAAAAAUGAAAACCAAACCAUGUGAAACCUUAACUAUUACAUCCCUAAUUUAGGCUAAUAUUAUGAUAUUAUAUUAUACAAUGAAGAAUUCUUAAUAUAAAAAAUGUUCACUUUAAAAAUUAUAUAUAUAUAUAUAUAUAUAUAUAUAUAUAUAUUUUUAUUUAUUUUUUUUUUUCAUUUCUUCAUAGUGUGUUUGAUGUUUGAAAAUAUUGUAGUAAUAGUGUAUUUAUGAAAUUACCUGGGCUACAAAUAUUGGGGGUUUAGAUAAUAGGCCGCUAUAUUAUAAGCAUAUAAACAAAACUAGAUUGUCCUGCUGUAGACAAUGAAUGUAGGAAACAUAAUGCCAAAGAAGACACUUCUAGUGCAGUGGAAUAUAUCAUAAAUAUGGUUUCUUGUGACAAAAUUAUUUGAGCAUUUUAUAGUUUGAUUAAUGAAAAGUACAAAUUGCAACUACUGUAAUACAUUUGUGUGUGUGUGUGUGUGUGUGUUGUUAUUAUUAUAAGACAACCUUGUAAGUUCAUGUUUUAGAAAGCACUUUAUGUGGUCUUACAGGCAAGGGAUUUAUUUAUGCCACAUUUUCAAUAUGAAAUAUUGAUAUGCUGUUAUAGACAUACUGCUGACAUUGAAAAUGUGAAUGUUUUUUUUUUUUAAGACCAAACAUUUCUAUCAGAUGACUGUUUUAAUGAGGAAUUCUUUAACUAGCCAAUUAAUAACUGGAGACUGUUUUACCUUGCACCAAGUGUUAUCACCUUUCUUUGAAGAGGUAUGGUCUAGAGGUGCAUUUACCUCUGUCUUGUUAAACAUUUCUGUCUAGCCUCAUGAAUUAACCACAACUCUUUGAUUGCAAUAAAGGUGCUCAUACUACCAUGCUGAACUUGUUUGUUUGCUGUAAAGAUGACCCCUCUAGAACCCCCUCCCCACCAGCAACCACUCUGUCCUGUAACAGCGGCCACAUGACACAACUGCCAUGACAGCAGUGUGCAGAUCAGGGAGAAGUCAGUGCUAGUGCAGUGGAACAAGCAUUCCACACAUAUCUUUGCUGCUUAGGAGAAAGGAACAGCUAUCACACAGAACAGACUUUAUUCACGAGUUUGAUACUCUGAUGAAAAUGUUACAUGUUUAGAAAGUAAUGUAGUAUAGUAGCUUUCAAAAAGCAUUAGUGUUGUACAGCUUGAAAAAGACUUCAGUUUAAAAGUGUGCCAGAAUAUUGUUUGAAAUAGGAUGUUUGCAGGUUGUUCAGUUUACUUAAUUAAAAUGAACUAAAUCAACACAUUUCUAGAACAUUUUGUCACAACUUGAUUUUUUUGGGAUUUAAAAAGUGUGUCUGUUAGGCUGGAGUUUUGGGGGUUACCAUUGUGGUGAAGAUUGGCACUUGUGGUUAGUUUGAGGAUUGACUUGCACUUUCAAGUGACCUCUGAUCUGAGGGCUGCUUAGCUCUAUAAGCAGUUGCUAUCAAAAUGACAGUGCAACAGUUAAACUGUCCUUAUACUUACUCACCAGGCAUAUACUAAUAAUUAAUAAAACAAGUUAAGUAGGACCAAAAUAAGAAAAUGUAUUAAACAUUAGUAACACUUGUCUGACAAACCUAAUAAUGUUGAGUUAACACUACUAUAGCGCAUUGAUUUGACCUAAUCCAACUAAAUUAUAUUGGCUGAAUGAAACUGACUUAAUUUGAAUGAAAGAAAUUUUGUCAGAUUAGAGUAGGUCUACUAAGCAUUUGUAUUAUAAAGUGUCAUGGACACUUAGACGUGUGCUAACAGGGGCAUACCAGGGAUAACCGUGCAAUUGGUCUUGAUAUUAUGUAAAUCCAUUUUCUCUCAUGUUAUGUGCAGUACAUGGAAAAAUGAUUUCAUGUGCUCUCUUAGCAUUAAACAAUGCCAAGCCUUGGAAUGAUUAUUCAAACAAGUUGAUCAAAUGGAUCAAUCAACCUCAGCAGACAGAAUUUAGCACAGGUUUGUCUAAUACUUAUUAGUACAUGUGCAUAAAUUGUUUUUAAAAUUACCCCAACAUAUUCGCACAAACUUAAAGGCAUAGUUCAACGAAAAGUGAAAUUUACUCACAAUCAUGUUGUUCCAAACUAGUAUGAAUUUCUUUAACCCACAGAACACAAAGGAGAUGUUAGGCAGAAUGUUAGCCUCAGUCACCAUUCACUUCCAUUGUGUGAAAAAAACAAAAUAUGCAAUAAAAAAUGAAGACCGAGGCAAACAUUCUGCCUAACAUCUCCUUUGUGUUCUGUGGGAAAAAGUUAUACUGGUUUGGAUCAACAAGAAGGUGAGUAAACAAUGACAGAAUUACAUUUUUUUGGGUGAGCAAUCCCUUUAAAAAUGAUAUCUAAUUUAUUUAUAGGCUAAUGCAUCUAAUUUUCUGUGCAUUUAGGUAAUUCCUUUAGAUCAUAGAAUGUACACAGUGAACAAAGCAGCCACUUGGAAUUUUUAAACUCAAUGGCCUCUGUAUACUCUGUCAUACUUAGUUCACACAUGUGGUUUGCAAAGAGAAAGAAGUGUAACUUAAAGGGUUUUAGGCCUCCAAAUAGAAUUUAGCUGUGCCGAGCCAAUUCAAUACAACACAAGCCCCUGAAAGAAGUGUAACUUAAAGGGUUUCAGGUCUCCAAAUACAAUUUUGCUGUGCUGAGCCGAUUCAGGACAGCACAAGCCCCUGCUAUGUGUUUUAGUUUGAAACUUUAAUUUACUGCAUAAUAGAAUUUAGUUCAAUUCAAUUUGAAGCAGUGCUGUAUGAAUGCUUCUUCUGCUUAGCCCUAAGGGAAUGCAGUGGGUGCGGCUGCACAGGCUUCGUAUGAAUUCUGAAUUCCCCUCUCUGACCAAAAAAACAGAAGUUAUUUGUAUACUAAUGAUGA